This is a messenger RNA of Spodoptera littoralis (African cotton leafworm), 1647 nucleotides long. The record is from the annotation of a GenBank genome assembly. Lineage: Eukaryota; Metazoa; Arthropoda; Insecta; Lepidoptera; Noctuidae.
AUGUCGCUCAAUGACCAUGAAUUACAGAAAUACCAAAAAUUCCUACUUAAUAGGCAGUCGUCUUAUUCAAAACUCGCCGAAAGUAUUGAAAAUUGCCUAAAAAGUGAGGAUAAGGUGGCAAAACACUUUCUGCAUAAAGUUAUGAUACACAACUGGCAACAUACCUUACACCAAUUAUUCGAAAGAAUGCAUACAUACUUUGGAGUAGCAAUAAUACCUAUAAACUGUUCUACUCAAGGCGACAUUGCUACUUUCUAUACCUCAAGUCUGACCGUAAUAUCAGAAAUAAUUAAGUUUGACUUCAUGUUUCCAUUUUGUCGGACCAUGUACAACAUAGAUAUUCUAUUCUACGAUAAAACAUCUAUAGAUUUCUUUGGAAAAAUGAUUACCGUUGAAGAGGUGGUUAAUAGUGUUGUAAGUCAGAGAUUUAAUGAGUUGUGCGAGUUGGACUUGUCUAACUUCUGUGAUGAUGCAGAAUUUACCAGUAAAAGAAUAUUUUUCUUUAAAAUCUCUCUGCUUGCCAAUUUUAAAAUACUAAUGCUGAGAAUGGGAAGAGACACAAAGAUUUUGAAUUUAAGCCACAAUAACUUAAGUGUAGUACCACUAGAUGUCUUGAACUUCUUCAUAAAGGCAGAUUUAACUGCUGUAAACUUCAGCCACAACAAUAUUCCCUCAAUCGCCGAAUUAUCCAGAGUCAGCAGUAAGAUAGAGAAGCUCUGGCUUGAAGGCAAUCCUUUAUGUGCUGAUUUAGAUCCGGUCACCUAUGUCAAAACAGUUACUAUGAAAUUUCCUAGACUUACUGAACUGGACGGUAUACCGUUAAAUCAAAAUGGUAUAGUGUAUCCAUUCUACAGAAACUAUCUGUGUGUUCCGGACAGGAGAACUAAGAUGUUAGUUGAAAAGUUCGUCACGUUAUAUUUCUCGAACUAUGACCAGCCACCGAAGAUACGGAAGAAAAAGAUUGAACCGCUGUAUGAUGAAAACGCUGUGUUUACGUUGACGUGCGACUUGUCCGAAGCUGAUAAGUUAUACUACCACUACACACAAUGCUCGCGCAAUAUGAUGAACCCUUGCAAACGACCGGUGUACGUGCAGGGAGCUAAGACGUAUACUACUAAACAACACAUCAGCAAUAUCCUAUCGACCUUCCCUGAAACAUUGCAUGAUAGGAGCACUUUUACCGUCGAUGUGCUUGUACAUGAUAAAAAGUCACUACAAAUUGUCAUCGAUGGAAUUUUUAAAGAAAAAUACAGCGGAACAAUGUUUCAAUUCAGAAGGACAUUUAUUUUCACUAUCUAUACUAUUAGAGAUAACUCUGUAUAUCAUAUUACAAAUGACAUGUACUCAAUUACAUAUCCUAGUAAGGAAAUAAUCAGUACAAGCUUUUUGCAUCCAAUAAGAAAUAUGAAUUCUCUAUCACUAAUAAAUCCUACUCCUGAAAAGAGUGAUGCAUUAAUCAACGCAUUUCAACAUCUCACUCAAUUGAGGAAAACUGAAGUUGAAUUGCGCCUAAAAUACCACGGCUGGGAUAUCCGGGAUGCGUUGAAAAGCUUCAUGGUAGAUGCAAAAAGUAAAAAAAUGCCAUCAGAUUUGUUUAUGGAUUCCGAUUUCUCUGACAGUUCGUCGCUAUUGGACGAAGUUGAUUAA